Messenger RNA from Thelazia callipaeda (thelaziosis nematode), 645 nucleotides. Lineage: Eukaryota; Metazoa; Nematoda; Chromadorea; Rhabditida; Thelaziidae. The record is from the annotation of a GenBank genome assembly.
AUGGCACAAUUAUCGCAGUUCCGUUCCCUUGGCAAAAAGAUCGUUUGCGUUGGUAGAAAUUAUAAGGAACAUGCUCUGGAACUUGGUAACCCCGUACCAAAGAAGCCUUUGUUUUUUAUGAAAGCGACAAGUAGUUAUAUAUCUGAAGGAGAAGUUAUUAUUCCACCCAGUGGCUGCAAUAUACUGCACCAAGAAGUGGAACUCGGUGUGAUAUUCAGUAAAAUUGCUAAGCGUGUUUCACAUAAACAGGCGCUCAGCUACAUUGGUGGAUAUACUGUGGCGCUGGACUUGACAGCCAGAGAUUUCCAGGACGAUGCAAAGAAGACUGGAUCACCCUGGUUUUUAGCAAAGUCGUUCGAUACAUCCUGUCCAGUAGGAUCUUUUAUUCAUGCCAGUCAAAUCCCAAAUCCACAUGAUGUUGAAAUAUUCUGUUUCGUAAACGGAGUCGAGAAGCAACGUAGCCGGACAGACGCUAUGAUUUUUGAUAUCCCAACACUUAUUGAGAGUUUGACUAAAUAUAUUACCAUGGAACCAGGUGAUUUGCUUCUUACUGGCACACCACGCGGUGUCACAGCUCUUAAGUCUGGUGAUCGUGUGAAGUUUGGUAUAGAAGGCAUUAUGUCAUCCACAUUUAAUGUUCAAUGA